UGAAAAGAAUCUGGCUUCACUAUCUCAUUCUUGGGGUGGAGCCUGCAGGCAGCACUUGAAGCUGUUUUCUUGCCAUGCCUGGUGGAAGGAGGGGCUUAACUAGGCAGCAGCUGAGUCGGUCAGCUUUGCCAUCACUCCAAACCCUUGUUGGUGGCAGUUGUAGCAAUGGCACUGGACUAAGAAGCAGGAAUGGAACAUCCAUUGGCUUGACAGCUCCUGUAACAGCUCUGAUUACUCCAGAACCAGUCCGCCACUGUCGCAUACCUGACCUACCUGUGGAUGGAACUCUCGUCUUUGAACUUCUUUUCUUUAUCUAUCUACUAGUGGCCCUGUUUGUCCAAUACAUUAAUAUUUACAAGACAGUUUGGUGGUACCCCUAUAGCCAUCCAGCAGCAUCUACCUCACUGAACUUCCAUCUGAUUGAUUACCACUUGGCAUCCUUUAUAGCUGUGAUGUUGGCUCGGAGAUUGGUAUGGGCACUAAUAUCUGAGGCAUCUCAGACUGGGAAGACGUCAAUAAUACGGUACACAGCUCUCAUUACAUCACGUCUUAUAUUGCUCACAAUGUGUGGGUGGGUACUGUGUUGGACACUUGUAAACCUCUUCCGAAAUCAUUCAGUUCUCAAUCUCCUCUUCCUUGGAUAUCCGUUUGGUGUUUAUGUUCCACUGUGCUGCUUCCACCAUGACAGCCGGACUCCUUUACUCCCAGCAGACUGUGGUUACCUGACACAAGAGCAACUUUGUGAUGACAUGGGAGCUCUGGUUAAAUCGAAAGACUUCCUCUCACUCCUGCGGGAGUCCCUCAAAGAACAAUUUAAUUAUUCCAUUUCUAUUCCUUCUCAUUCCUGUCCACUUUCUCCAGACCUUAUCCGCAGUGAGGUGGAGUGCCUAAAAGCCGAUUUUAACAAGAGGAUCAAGGAAGUUCUCUUUAAUUCUCUGUUCAGUGCCUACUAUGUAGCAUUUCUUCCACUUUGUUUUGUAAAAAGUACACAGUACUAUGAUAUGCGGUGGUCAUGUGAGCAUCUCAUAAUGGUGUGGAUCAACGCCUUCGUCAUGUUAACAACUCAGCUGCUGCCAUCCAAAUACUGUGAUUUAUUACACAAAUCGGCAGCACAUCUUGGCAGGUGGCAAAAACUAGAACAUGGUUCCUACAGCAACACACCACAGCAUUUGUGGUCAGAAAAUACCAUUUGGCCCCAGGGUGUAUUGGUACGACAUAAUCGAUGUCUGUAUAAGGCUGUAGGGACUUACAAUGUAGCAGUGCCUUCAGAUGUGUCACAUGCAAGAUUUUAUUUCCUGUUUCACAAACCUUUACGGCUUCUAAACCUGUUGAUCCUGAUUGAGGGCAGUGUGGUGCUAUAUCAGCUUUAUUCCUUGCUGCGCUCUGAGAAGUGGAACCACACCUUGUCGCUGGCUUUAAUUUUGUUCUGUAACUAUUAUGUUUUAUUUAAGCUCCUCCGAGACAGGAUAGUUUUGGCCAGAGCUUAUUCUUUCCCACUUAAUGCGUACGGACUGAAGUCUCAUUAGCCAGACCUAAAAAUGCAUGCUGUGGAGACAGUUUUUUUUAAAGGGGGGGUUGCUGUGGGCAAAUAUUUCAAAAAAUAUUUUCAUACGGUUCUAUUUUUUCUUGUGAUGUUUGUAACUAUUUAAAAUAUUUUAUAUUUUAUAUACUACAUUUUUGUGUUUAAGGAGGAAUAUACAUGGUUUUGGACGUCUUAUAUGUGAAAGCAAAUAUAUAUGAUGUAUAUAUACAUAUAUAUAUAUAUAUAUGUAUAUAUACAUAUAUAUAUAUAUAUAUAUGUAUAUAUACAUAUAUAUAUAUAUAUAUAUAUAUAUAUAUAUAUAUAUAUAUAUAGUUAUUCUGAGUACAUAGCUACUCUGCCAAAUGAGAAUGUGCUUCAUAUUGCCUCCUUCAUCAAAACAGUAUCUCAAAGUUAAGUGCCAUUGAGUACCCCAGUGAAUACGGUGCAUAUUCCUAAUGAUGCAAAAAAAUAAAUGAAUAAAAAGAACUGCAUUUUAUCUUG
Messenger RNA from Protopterus annectens (West African lungfish), 2023 nucleotides. RefSeq names its product transmembrane protein 39A (gene TMEM39A). Bases 75 to 1526 code for a protein of 483 amino acids. The transcript is spliced from 8 exons. NCBI's taxonomy places the organism in Eukaryota, Metazoa, Chordata, Ceratodontiformes, Protopteridae. Gene Ontology annotation, cellular component: endoplasmic reticulum membrane. The record is from RefSeq and is a predicted model, not a curated record. Gene Ontology annotation, biological process: negative regulation of autophagosome assembly; negative regulation of autophagosome maturation.